Molecule: messenger RNA, 1862 nt
Organism: Arabidopsis thaliana (thale cress)
Lineage: Eukaryota; Viridiplantae; Streptophyta; Magnoliopsida; Brassicales; Brassicaceae
Product: RING/U-box superfamily protein
Exons: 5
Coding region: 585-1298 (237 amino acids)
Molecular function (GO): ubiquitin protein ligase activity
Source: RefSeq, marked reviewed
GUAAUUUCUUAGGAAAGUCAUUUUGAUAGAGCGCACGAUAAACACAGCACCGCAAAAAGCACAGAAGCAGAGAAAGACGAAGACAAAACAAAAAAAGCUUCCCCCAAGAACAAAAAGUAAAAUUCUCUCUAUGAUUUUGAGAUUUUUAAUUCCUCUUCUCUGAUUCAAUCUCGAGAAGAUGAUCGGUUCUUCUUUGGUGUUUGUUCUUGCUAGUGAUCGCUUUUCUUUAGGUUUUGAGCUUGAUUUUUGUGUGAAAUUCUGUGGGUUUUUUUUUUACUGUUUUGAUCCGUAUUUCUCCUAUGUGUUUAUGCUAGAUUCUGAGAAUUCUGAUGUUUAUUGUUGCUUUUAUAAGUUUCGGUUUAGGGUUUUACGGAUUAGCUUGCUCUUAAUGGAGCUUUGGUUCUUUUUGUGGAUUCAUUGUUUGUGUUGGAGUUAAAUUCUGAGUAGAAUUGUUUUAAGUUUUUGGGGUUUAGUGUAAAACUGAUUUGAAUUUAUUGCAAUUGUGUGUAGAUGGUGCUAAAGAGAAUGAGAAUUGUAGGAGAUUCACAUAGGCUUGUAGUCGCAACACUGUUGUCUCGAUUUUAAUGGUUAGCAUAGAUGAAGAGUCUUCGGGUUUUGUAGUUUUUGUAAAACAGAAAAAAAAAAAAAGAGAAGAAGAGAUGGGAGGUUGCUGUUGUUGUUCUUCUUCACGAAGAGCUGAUGUAGAUAAUGGACCUGCGUACUACUACUACCCAAGGGCAACAGAAGAGCGUGUGCCUUUAUCUUCCGCUCAUAACAGGACUUCCUCUGCAAUCUCUACUGGUGUUGUAGUAGUAGACACAAACUUAGAGACAUCAUCUCCUGAUGCUUAUAUACCACCGCCACUGCCUACCCCUUUCGAUGUGCCUAUAGGGAUUCCUCAAACACCAGCUAGUGGUGAAGAGGCUACUUGUGUUGAUAUAAGAGAGGUUUCGGUGGACUCUGCUAAUACCGAGUCUGCUCAAGAAACAGUUGAUGGUAUUACUCUCGGGGUUCCAACUACAUGCUCACAUAAAGAGACAGAUAGCAAAAUCCAAACAGAGAUUGAUCUUGAAUCUACUGAAGAAAUAGACCCGAAGCUAUCAAAAGCUGUUUUUAUACCAAUAGAGGAAGAGGAGGAUUGUCCCAUAUGUUUGGAAGAAUAUGAUAUCGAGAACCCGAAACUUGUAGCCAAAUGUGAUCACCAUUUUCACCUUGCAUGCAUUCUAGAAUGGAUGGAGAGAAGUGAAACCUGCCCCGUCUGCAACAAGGAAAUGGUAUUUGACUCUACUCUUGACUAGCAACCCGCAAAUGCCGCAUCUUAGAAGGCUCAAUUCUCUCUGUAUCAGAAGAAAGAAAUUGGAGAACAAGAGAAAAACUUAAAAAGAAAAAAUGGGUAAGAAUACACUAAUAGCUGAUCACAAAGUUGGAUUUACGAAACAUGUCAGUGUUGAUAUACAUAUGUUUGUGUACAGACGUUUCAAAUCGUCUACAAAAAAACGGAGAUUAAGAAUUAGAGUUUGUGCUUUAGAUUCACUUCUGUGAAUAAAAAACGAGACAAAACUGAUAAUUUUUCUUCUAGAUGUUUUAAUUUUGGUAAUUCUUGUUUAUAGGUUAUUUUAGGAGUGUUUUAAAGCUGGGGUUUCAAUUUGGGUUUGAUUCAGUUUUUUCUUGAGUUUAAGAAAAAUAUUAAUCAAACUGAAAUUGAGAGUUUGUUAUGUAUGGAUUGGGUUUAUUACGGUUCGAUUUUAGUUUGGUUUAGUGCUUAUUUAUUUUCUUUAUGUUGUUCUGUGAUAUGUAAUAUGAAAAUUGUUUAUACUUACUAGUUUGUAGUGUUUAUGUUUUAGAUUUCUUAGUUCUUCACA